Lacerta agilis (Sand lizard) is the source of this 961-nucleotide messenger RNA. RefSeq names its product gastrula zinc finger protein XlCGF49.1-like. The record is from RefSeq and is a predicted model, not a curated record. Bases 119 to 943 code for a protein of 274 amino acids. The transcript is spliced from 2 exons. Lineage: Eukaryota; Metazoa; Chordata; Lepidosauria; Squamata; Lacertidae. Gene Ontology annotation, molecular function: RNA polymerase II cis-regulatory region sequence-specific DNA binding; DNA-binding transcription factor activity, RNA polymerase II-specific. Gene Ontology annotation, cellular component: nucleus. Gene Ontology annotation, biological process: central nervous system development; regulation of transcription by RNA polymerase II.
AAAUGUCCUUAGGAAUAACAAAGAAACCAUUUCAAUGUGCGGAAUGCAGAGAGUGUUUUAGUCAGUGAACUAACAUUCAUAUCACUGAACUGACACAGAGGAGACACCAUUUAAAGUUAUGGAGAGAGGAAAGAGCUUCAGUGACUGUGGGAUGUUUGAUAAACAUCAACAAAAUCACACGGGUGAGAUAGCCUUUAAAUGCAUUGAGUGUGGAAAGAACUUCUCCACGGAUACAAAACUUGAAAGACAUCAACUUAUUCACACAGGGGAAAAACCAUUUAAGUGUAUGGAGUGUGGAAAGAGGUUCCUUACGGGUUCACAGCUUAAUACACAUCAUAGAGUUCACACAGGUGAGGAACCCUUUAAAUGUCUGGAGUGUGGAAAGAGCCUCACUACUAGUGAAAAUCUUAGAAAUCACCAACAGACUCACACAGGGGAAAAGCCAUAUAAAUGUAUGGAGUGUGGAAAGAACUUCAGUCUGAGUGGAGACCUCAGGGUACAUCAUCGAAUUCACACGGGUGAGAAACCCUUUGAAUGUAUGGAUUGUGGAAAGAACUUCUCUAGUAGUGGAAUGCUUAGAAGACACCAACGAACUCACACAGGGGAAAAACCAUUUAAAUGUAUGGAGUGUGGAAAGAGCUUUGGUCAGAGUGCCCACCUUACUUCACAUCAGCGAACUCACACAGGGGAGACGCCAUUUAAAUGUAUGGAAUGUGGAAAGAGCUUCAGUCAAAGUGGAAAGCUUACAAGACACCAAAAAACGCACACAGGGGGGAAACCAUAUAAAUGUAUGGAGUGUGGAAAGAGCUUCAGUCUGAGUGGAGACCUCAGGGUACAUCAUCGAACUCACACAGGCGAGAAACCUUUUAAAUGUCUGGAGUGUGGAAAGAGCUUCACUACUAGUGGAAAUCUUAGAAAGCAUCAACAGAUUCACACAAGGUAAUAACCCUUUAAAUGUUUG